Molecule: messenger RNA, 489 nt
Organism: Dibothriocephalus latus
Lineage: Eukaryota; Metazoa; Platyhelminthes; Cestoda; Diphyllobothriidea; Diphyllobothriidae
Source: the annotation of a GenBank genome assembly
AUGCUUAUUCAAUCUCUCAAGAACAUCAAUGAAAAUCGAAAUAUCCUUCCAGGAGUCAAGAUAGGUGUGGAUGUGCGUGACACCUGCUGGUUUGAACCAAUUGCUCUGGAACAGUGCAUGGAUUUUAUCAGAACAGCAUUUAUAUACAAGGAGUACGAAGACUGCCUAGAGGCAAAUGACAAUUCUGAGUAUAUUUGCACACCACCUGGAACUUCUAAUCAUUAUUUUGAAAAGCCUAUUGCGGCCUUAAUCGGACCAGGUUCCAGCGAAAUGUCAAAGCAGGUUCAACAAGUACUCCAACUAUUCGACAUUCCACAAAUUGGCUACUCAGCAACAGCAGCAUCACUAAGUGACCCAAUUGAAUAUCGAACCUUUAUUCGAGUUGUACCAUCCGAUGCACUACAGGUGAAGGUUAUUGCAUCAAUCCUCCGAUAUUUUCAGUGGACGUAUGUGAUUUUGGUGAAUUCCAAAGGUAAACUUUUGCAAUGA